AGCCAAGCCGCAGUGCAGUUCAAUCCUGAUCCCGGUUGUCUUAAGGUCAUCAAGCUGCCUGCAGAAUUUCCAGAGGUAUCUGUGGAGAUCAUUAUUGGGAUCUGCUUGGCUCGGGUCAUUAACUGCAAUGGCGGGGCUGCGGCAGCCUCCGCAGUUCAUAAGAAGUACACGUUGAGGCUGAGAACUCCGUAUGCUGAACUCUGUGAACGACAUAGCUACCUCAUGAUUACUCUUUUGGCUUUGCUUGCGUGUGAUGGCUUCUGUAAAGGCCUCAAAAACCGUGACGAGUACACUGUCGGAUGGAUCGCUGCUCUUCCAUUAGAGCUAGCGGCGGCAACCGCAAUGCUUGAUGAGCAACACGAAAAGCCUGUCGAUUUAGAUUCACUAUGCUGGACUGAUAAACAGCUUCCCUUGUCUUGUUAUAAGUGGAAUUUGCAACUUUGCAGAUUCCCACAAAAACAAUCACUGGCAAAGGAGUUUCUAGGAGUUGUUCCAGGAGAAGAUUUGGAAAGAAUACAGAAGGCUGCCAAUAUUCUCAAAAACACACUACAGCACAAGGGCUCAGGCCUCUGGUUCCUACAAAGUGAGGUCUUUGCAAAUUGGAAGAUACAAUCAAACUCAUUUCUAUGGCUUUGCGGUAAACCUGGAUGUGGGAAAAUAAUCCUCAGCUCCACCAUCAUCAGAAGACCAGCUCCUACUCUCAGGCCCUUCUUUACUUCUAUUUUGACUUUAACGACACCACAGUUUGAUAAAGUCUGGAUUGUACUGGACGCCCUUGAUGAAUGCCAUAGCAGGAAAGAGUCCCAAACUGAAGGGCUGCUACCAUGGAUAAAAGACCUUGUCUCGGAGCAAAGUAAUGUCCAUGUUCUUGUCACCAGCCGCCCAGAACAAGACAUCAAAUCGACAAUAAGUGAAUGGGCUCAUGAUGAAUACAUAAUGCCCAUUCAGAGUGACAAGGUCACUGAUGAUAUCCAUGCAUACAUCUCUAUGAGAUUUAGAGAAGAUAAGGGCCUGAAAAGGUGGCAGUUGCGACCAGACAUUCAGGAGGAGAUUGAGGCAAGAUUGAUUGAAAAGGUGGAUGGAAUGUUUCGGUGGGCUGCAUGCCAGCUUGAUGCUCUAGAAAAUUGCCUGGACUAUCCCACGCUCAAAAAUGCACUCACAUCCCUUCCAAAAACAUUGGACAAAACCUAUGCCCGGAUUUUGCGUGGCAUCCCUCAUGAAUACAAGCAGAAUGCCAUAAGGAUUCUUCAAUUCUUGGUAUUCUCUGAGCGGCCUUUGCAGAUUGAGGAGGCUGUCGAUAUAAUAGCAGUAGAUACUGAAGGGGAUCCACAGUUUAAUCCAAAAAACCAGAUGCCUGAUCCACAGGAGGUCUCGCGAUACUGCUCAAGCUUAGUGGUUGUGGUGCCCAUAAAAAAUUCGCCCUAUGAGGGAUAUAUAUAUAUGCCCUAUGAGAAUAACAAAGGGGCGGUGCUUCAAUUGGCGCAUUUCUCUGUCAAAGAAUAUCUGAUGUCAAACCAGCUUAAUAAACAUCUCACACAAUAUUUCCAGGAGAUGGUCGCCAGAGCAUUAAUUGCAGCAGUUUGUCUAGCAUAUUUGUUGCAUUUGGACCAGGACCUUCUGGUGCAUAAGAUCAGAGGUGACUUCCCAUUGGCGCAGUAUUGUACACAGUACUGGAUGGGCCAUGCUGCUGUGGGCAAAGGAGAGAAUAAAGUAUUGCAUAGGCUAACUAUGGAGUUCUUCCUCCACCGCAAAGGGUCAUAUAUUAACUGGUAUUACAUUUAUGACCCAGAUCAGCCAUGGAAAAAUGAGUAUUUUUGGCUACAGAACAAUAUGUUCAUAGAAGCAGAAAAGCCAGCUGAUGCAUUGUAUUAUGCAUCAUUUGGGGGCUUAACAAAGGCAGUCAAAUGUCUAAUCAAGCAUGGUGCUGAUGUUAAUGCCCAAGGUGGACACUAUGGCACUGCUCUCUAUGCAGCAGCAGCAGGAGGGCAUGAGAAGAUUGUCCAGAUCCUGCUAGAUAAGGGGGCCAAUGCUACUUCCUCCAAUGGACACAAAGAUGUUAUCCAGAUGCUGUGUAAUAAUGGUCCUUGCUGGGGAACUAUACAUCUAGAAGAUGAAGAAGAUGAGAGUGAUACUGAUAAGAAUAAUGGUGACAACAAUAAUGCAAAGUAG
Molecule: messenger RNA, 2169 nt
Organism: Rasamsonia emersonii CBS 393.64
Lineage: Eukaryota; Fungi; Ascomycota; Eurotiomycetes; Eurotiales; Trichocomaceae
Exons: 9
Biological process (GO): nucleoside metabolic process
Molecular function (GO): catalytic activity; protein binding
Source: RefSeq, a predicted model, not a curated record